AUGGCCAGUGCAAAGCUAUUGAUGCUAGUAUUCACGAUGACAUACGCAUUUGUAUUUUACACACUAGCUAUAAGACCAUUAUUUCACGAUCCAGGUAUCGCCGAGGAUAUUCUAAUCACUCUGGCCUCGGUUGCCCUGUUCUCCAUUCUCCUAAUCCAUGCCAUUCUAGGGCUUGAGGAGAAGAAGGCAAAGCUUGUGUAA
Molecule: messenger RNA, 201 nt
Organism: Encephalitozoon cuniculi GB-M1
Lineage: Eukaryota; Fungi; Microsporidia; Unikaryonidae
Exons: 2
Coding region: 1-201 (66 amino acids)
Source: RefSeq, marked provisional